This is a messenger RNA of Cannabis sativa, 2631 nucleotides long. RefSeq names its product scarecrow-like protein 32. The record is from RefSeq and is a predicted model, not a curated record. The transcript has 2 exons. NCBI's taxonomy places the organism in Eukaryota, Viridiplantae, Streptophyta, Magnoliopsida, Rosales, Cannabaceae. Gene Ontology annotation, molecular function: sequence-specific DNA binding; DNA-binding transcription factor activity. Gene Ontology annotation, biological process: regulation of DNA-templated transcription. Gene Ontology annotation, cellular component: nucleus. The coding region runs from base 704 to 2215 and encodes 503 amino acids.
CUCUCUAUAACUACAUUAUUUAUCUCUGUAUCUCUCUCAGUCUAUAAUUAUUAUCUCAGAAAGCAAAGAAAAAAGCAGCAAAAAGUAGAUACGAAGAGAGGAUUAGACCUUUUUGUAGCAAUGAAAAGGUUGUUUCAGUACUCAUACUAUAGCCUUAUUGCACCCUUCAUAAACCAGCUCCUGCACACUACGUACUGAAGAAAAAGGAAAAAAAAGCCUGAAUUACAUACAUACGUCCAUAAAUUCUAUGUGAAAUGUCUCUUUUGCCGAAUUUGACUUUCCACGAAUAAAUACCACUUAGCUACGUACGCUCUUAUAUUUUCUUCUUCCUUUUUUCUUUUUCUUCUCUUUUCGGGAUAAGAGUUUUUUCUUUUUUUUUUUUUGAAAAAAUAUUUGUUUCUCUCUAUUUUUCUGAGCAUGACCAGUCCUUUUUUUCUCCCAUGAGAAAAGAAAACAAUACAAACAAAAUCCUCACAUAAAGCUGAACUGUCUAUUUCUCUUUCGAUUCAUUUGCAGAAUUCUCUCAAACUCUUCUGCUCUUCUUUAAUUUCUUUCCUCCAUUAUAAUUUUUCACCUCGGUUGGUUUCCCAAUAUUACCCAGAGACGUACCCACUACUAGUCUCGUCUCUUUCUCUCUUAAUUAGUUUCUUUCUUUUUAUUACUUAAUUUUAGAUAUUUAUAUAUACAUAAAUACUACUCUCAAAUGAUGCAAUUCACUACUACCAGUACUACUCCUACUCCUACUACUACAACAAUUACACCUCCAAAUAUUCCUCCAAUAUUAUUGUGUAAUAAUCUUCCUAUUAUGAACAAAACCCAAUUAAACCGAGGUCAUCAUCAUCAUCGUCCAUGGCCAGGAGGUUUCCCAACCUCCAAGGCCUUAGGAACCUCCUUUGGGGACGCCAAUUGCAUGGAGCAACUUCUAGUUCAUUGCGCCAACGCCAUUGAAACCAACGACGUCACUUUGGCCCAACAGAUCUUGUGGGUCCUCAACAACAUAGCUCAACCAGACGGAGAUUCAAACCAGAGACUCACCUCAGCUUUCCUCCGAGCCCUAAUCACACGCGCCGCACGCAUCGGCACCAGCUGCAUCAAGAUGCUCGCCUCAGCCGUUGCAGUUCAAACCCAAAACGACGAUAAUCUCAACGUCGUUUUUGACGUUCCACACAGAUUCUCAGUCAUUGACUUCGCUACCUUCAUCGACUUGACACCCUGGCACCGCUUCGGCUUCACAGCCGCUAACGCAGCCAUCCUAGAAGCCGUCGAGGGCUUUUCGGUAAUUCACUUGGUCGAUUUGAGCUCAACUCACUGCAUGCAGAUCCCAACCUUACUCGACGCCAUUGCCUCCCGACACUACGAGGUGACACCUGUAAUCAAACUGACGGUAGUGGUGGCAGCAGAAGCAAACGACGUCGUUCCACCAAUCCUUGACAUCUCAUACGACGAACUCGGUUUAAAGUUGGUCAACUUCGCUCGGUCAAGAAACAUAAUUCUAGAAUUUCGGUUAGUUCAUUCAACUUACUCAGACGGUUUCGCUUCACUAAUCGAACAUCUCCGACUCCAACAACAACAGUACUUAGUUAAUAAUAAUCAUAAUUACGAAAUAACCCCCGAAGCUCUCGUUAUUAACUGUCACAUGAUGCUUCAUUACAUCCCAGAAGAAACCCUCAUAAACAGUAAUAAUAAUAAUAAUGAUAAUGAUAUUAACUGUUCAUCAUCGUCAUCCUCUCUGAGAUCAAUGUUUUUGAAAUCGAUUCGGAGUUUGGAUCCAAACGUGGUCGUUUUAGUGGAUGAAGACGCAGACUUAACGUCUAAUAACUUGGUGUGUAGAUUAAGGUCUGCGUUUAACUUUCUUUGGAUACCUUAUGACACGGUGGAGACUUUUCUUCCUAAGGGGAGUAAACAAAGGCAGUGGUACGAAGCCGAUAUUGGUUGGAAGAUUGAGAACGUAAUUGCUAAUGAAGGAGUUCAGAGAGUGGAGAGGCUUGAGCCGAAGAGUAGGUGGGUUCAGAGGAUGAGAAAUGCGAGUUUUCGGAGCGUUGGAUUCGGAGAAGAAGCUGUUUCGGAGGUUAAGACUAUGCUUGAUGAACAUGCUGCUGGUUGGGGACUUAAGAAGGAAGAUGAAGAUCAUCUUGUUCUUACUUGGAAAGGACAUAAUGUUGUUUUUGCUACUCUUUGGAUGCCUGCUUCUGUUGCACUAACUACUACUAAUUAAUUAAUGCUUCUUACUUAAUUAUUAAUUAGAUACUUAAUAAUUAAUUUAAGUAGCAUAUUAUUAUUAUUAUCUAAUUUUAUAUAUUAUAAUUAUCUGAUUGGUUGAUGAGUGUUUUCUUCUGUUAUAUUUUUUCUAUAAUUUGUAGUUUAAACAUUAUGUAUAUAUAUGGUGCUCUUUCUAAUUAUAUCGUAAUCGUAAUUAAUUAUUAUAAAGGUAAUAAGCUGUAAAAAAAUGAAUAUGAAAAGGUCCUCUCGUGUUUAUUUUCAAUGCCAAUUUUAUACUGCUAUGUGUGUGUUGUUAUAAAUAAGUUUUAUAAUAAUAAGUUCAACUUUAAACUUUAAAAAUUUAUAUUUAAAUAUAAAAAAAUUAUACAUUUAUUUGAAGCUCUAAAACUCUCUUUAUAAUUCAAAUUUUAA